GGGGGAACGAUACUGCCGGGCCUGGCUGCUGGAGGAGAGAGCUCUGUGCCGGCGGGCUCGGGGCUGCGGCGCGGGGAGAGGCUGAUCGCCGGGAGAGGUCGGGCGGUGUGCUGGGCCCGAAGACUGUGCCAAAGAAGACUUUUGCUCAGAUGACAUCACAUUUGGACUACUAAUGCUACCCACCCACUCUACAAGGCACAAUGCAUUUCUAGAUAAUUUAACAAAUGCAGAGUGAAUCCCGUUCUUUCAUUUGCAAAAACCUUCUGGAAGAUUACUUGGAUGUUGUAUAUUGAAUGUCAGUGAAACUAGGCAGCUGUAUUGGGGGAAUAACUGAAGGAUCCACUGUCAGACACCAGAAUUUUAGUAAAUUCAGAAUUUAAUGCUUUUCUGCAGAAGAGGAUACAUCUAACUCCACGUUGUUCUUCAAAGGAACCAGGUUUCAUCACUAAACCUCACACUUUAACAAGUCCCAAAGUGUAAAAGGCAAACGUACAAAUGUCUACCACAAGACUAAAGUGUGAUAUGUUAUGUUUUUUACCAUAAGCACCCAUAAAAUGAGCUCCAUUGCAGACAGAAAUGAUGGAAGCAUUUUUGAUGGGCUGGUGGAAGAAGAUGACAAAGAUAAAGCAAAAAGAGUGUCUAGAAACAAGUCUGAAAAGAAACGUCGAGAUCAGUUUAACGUCCUUAUCAAAGAGCUGGGUUCCAUGCUUCCAGGUAAUGCUCGGAAGAUGGAUAAAUCCACUGUACUGCAGAAGAGCAUUGACUUUUUACGGAAGCACAAAGAAAUUACUGCACAAUCAGAUGCCAGUGAGAUUCGACAGGACUGGAAACCAACAUUCCUUAGUAAUGAAGAGUUCACACAGUUAAUGUUAGAGGCUCUUGAUGGUUUUUUUUUAGCAAUUAUGACAGAUGGAAAUAUAAUAUAUGUGUCUGAAAGUAUAACUCCCUUACUUGAACAUUUGCCAUCUGAUCUUGUGGAUCAGAGUGUAUUUAAUUUUAUCCCAGAGGGGGAACAUUCAGAAAUUUAUAAAAUAUUGUCUUCUCAUCUGCUGGAAAGUGAUUCAUUGACACCAGAAUACUUAAAAUCAAAAAAUCAACUAGAAUUCUGUUGCCAUAUGCUGCGAGGAACAAUAGAUCCAAAAGAGCAACCUACCUACGAAUAUGUAAAAUUUAUAGGAAAUUUCAAGUGUUUGAAUAAUGUUCCCAACUCGGCGCACAACGGUUUUGAAGGAACUAUUCAGCGAUCGCACCGGCCUUCGUAUGAAGACAAAGUUUGCUUUGUAGCCACAGUUAGAUUAGCUACACCUCAAUUUAUCAAGGAAAUGUGCACUGUUGAAGAACCCAAUGAAGAGUUCACAUCUAGACAUAGCUUAGAAUGGAAGUUCCUAUUCUUGGAUCACAGGGCACCUCCGAUAAUAGGUUAUCUUCCAUUUGAAGUUUUGGGAACAUCAGGCUAUGAUUAUUAUCAUGUGGAUGAUCUAGAUAAUCUCGCAAAAUGUCACGAGCAUUUGAUGCAGUACGGGAAAGGGAAGUCAUGUUACUACAGAUUCCUUACAAAGGGACAGCAAUGGAUUUGGCUGCAAACGCAUUACUACAUCACUUAUCACCAGUGGAAUUCCAGGCCAGAGUUUAUUGUCUGUACGCACACUGUUGUAAGUUAUGCAGAAGUUAGAGCAGAAAGACGACGAGAACUUGGUAUUGAGGAGUCUCUUCCAGAGAUAACAGCAGAUAAAAGUCAGGACUCUGGAUCUGACAAUCACAUAAACACAGUGAGUCUCAAAGAAGCACUGGAAAGGUUUGAUACCAGCCCCACACCUUCUGCUUCCUCCAGGAGUUCAAGAAAAUCUUCACAUACUGCGGUAUCAGAUCAUUCAUCAACACCAACUAAAAUGACAGUGGACACUAGCACUCCUCCGAGGCAAAGCUUAACUGGUCAUGAAAAGACAGCACAAAGAAGAUCGUCUCUGAGUAGUCAGUCUUUAAGCUCCCAGUCUCUCGGACAACCGGUAGCACAGACAGCCAUAUCUCAGCCUGCGACUUUACAGCUCCAGUCUGGCAUGUCCCAGCCUGUGUUUCAGUUUUCAGCUCAAUUAGGAGCUAUGCAGCAUCUCAAGGACCAGCUAGAGCAAAGAACACGCAUGAUAGAGGCAAAUAUUCAUCGACAGCAGGAAGAGUUGCGUAAGAUUCAAGAGCAGCUUCAAAUUGUCCAUGGUCAAGGGCUCCAGAUGUUCUUGCAGCAGUCAACUUCUGGACUCAACUUUGGUUCUGUGCAGCUUGCUUCUGGAAAUUCUUCAAAUGUUCAGCAGCUCACGCCAAUAAACAUGCAAGGUCAAGUUGUUCAAACUAAUCAGACUCAAAGUGGGAUGAACACAGGCCAUAUAAGUGCUCCACACAUGGUACAGCAGCAGCCUUUGCAGAGUACUGCAACGCAGCAUAAUCAACAAAAUGUAGUUAGUGGACACAAUCAACAGUCUUCUCUCGCCGGUCAGUCACAGAACACAGUCUCAGCACCUUUGUAUAACACUAUGGUGAUUUCUCAGCCAACAACGGGAAAUGUGGUCCAGGUUCCUUCUAGCUUACCACAGAACAAUAACCAGAAUGCUGCUGCAGUAACCACUUUCACACAGGAAAGACAAAUCAGAUUUUCUCAAGGUCAGCAGCUUGUAACAAAACUUGUCACGGCCCCAGUAGCGUGUGGAGCAGUAAUGGUACCAAGCACUAUGUUUAUGGGACAGGUGGUGACAGCUUAUCCCACUUUUGCUGCCCAACAGCAGCAGCCACAGACUUUAUCGCAGCAGCAGCAGCAAAGUCAGCAAGACCAGCAGCAGCAGCUCACCACGGUUCAGCAACCAGCUCAGCCGCAGCUGACCCAGCACCCCCAGCAGUUCCUACAGACAUCCAGGUUACUUCACGGAAAUCAGUCAGCUCAGCUUAUCCUCUCUGCUGCUUUCCCACUACAACAAAGCACUUUUACUCAGUCCCACCACCAGCAGCAUCAGUCUCAGCAGCAGCAGCAGCCACUGUCACGACACAGAACUGACAAGAUGACGGAUCCUUCCAAAGUUCAGCCACAAUAAUGUGGGGCUCUGCCUCUGGGUUGGUUUUGGUUUUCUUUUUUUAAGCGAACUACCAGGAGGGGGCUGCUCCACAACACGGUUGCACUGAGGCUGCGGAGGUAGCAGGACAAAGGCUUUCUAACGCCGCGGUGUUGAGAUCUACUCCUGACUUCCAGAAUCUGUUAAGAAAAGCCACAAGACGGUGGUGGGGACGUGGCCAACUUCGAUAGUUGCCCCGGUUUCUGUGUUCUAAAGGAUUUGCUGCCAUGUGUUAAUUUGUCCAGGUGAAAUCUCAAAAUGUGACUGAAAUGAGAGGGAUGCUGAAAAUAUUGGUAUUUUUAUCAAUCCUGUACAUUUUUAAAGUGUUAAAAUGGACACGGAGCAAUUGUUUGAAUCAGCAGAAAAAAAAAUGCCAGGAAUAUAGUCCAAAAACCAUCUAAUUUUUUUCAGAUGAUUAUGGGACAGUAAAUAUUUUGAAAAUGUUGUGUGAAAUCCAGUUCUCUGUUGUACAGAUGCUGUAAAAUAUUGUGUAUAUGUCUGCAUAAAAGGAGAAAGAGCAAAAUAUUUUAUAUGAUGCAUGAAAACGUAAUCUGUUCUUUGUAGGUUUGAAUCUCGUUUCCCUAAAUUCUCACGCCAUACUCAGCCUGAUGUUUUCCUCUGUUCUACCCUUUUUGUUUACAACACGAUGCAUCGUUAUUUUCACCCUUAAUGUGGGCACAAGUCUCUUGUUUGUGCUUUGUCUGUGAUGUCAGGGUUUGUCCGGUGAGGUACAGUGUGUGUUGGUUAGUUGACUUCUCGAAGUUAAAUUAUUGAUGAAGCUGUUUGAACUGGUGAUCACGCAUCAGGGUUCAGGACAUUCAGAUUCAUGAGGAUCAUCCAUCGUUUCAUAUAAUUAAUUCAUCGUUUUAUUUGAAAAAUAGGAAUUUGCACUGCUUUCUUGCGGAUGGUUUGGAAUUUUAUUCCCCAAAGCUAUCUUUUGAUAUAGUUCAUAGUUGGAAAUAUUUAUGUAAAAGGUUUAAAAAAAAAAAAAAAGAGUAAUUUUCAAGAAUGUUUCAGUUAUAGGAGUAAUUUGCACAAAAAUAUAUUUACAUUUAAUAACCUUUUGGGCACUUUUUAAACACUUUCUCUGUGGUGAGAAUUGUAACUUGUUAAAAUAUGUUGGAAUCUUUUUAUUCUCCUUCAAAACUAAGUCAGAACUAAUUCAGGGUCAUUUUAACAACAACAACAAAACCCAUAGUGCCUUGAUUUGAAUUCAGGUGAUAACGUUGAACAUCUUGAAUUACGACGUCUUCAAUCUGUAACCAUUUCCGAUUUUGAAGUCUUAGUACAUUGUCAGCCAGACUUGUGUCUCUUCUUCAUAGCUAUUUCUGUACCUGUGUUGGUUUUGAUUAUGGUCUGAGUUGAGAACAUGAGCAUUUUUGAGUGGUGCUCCCCCUCAAACACUAGCCGGAAACAGAGAGGAGUCUCUCAAAUCUCAGACCUUGAAGGUAAUGCUCUUAAAAGAUCAACAAAAUCUAAAAGUAUCCAUUACUCUUUUUGCAGGAGGAGGAAUAAUAAGCUGAUUUUUGUUGUUGUUGUUGUUGUUUUAAAUCAUUUUUGUAGCGUUUAAAGUGUGCGUUGGGGGAGAUCAUGGUUGCAUUUAACACUACCAGGCUAUUGAUUUUAAGAGAUACCACUGAACUAAGACUUCAGAAGGCAACUUCACUUUAUAAAGAAAAUAAAAAGUUCCAACAGAUAGGAUGUGCUAUUUUAAGUAAACGUUCAGUAGGUUUUUAAGGUACUAGUUUGUGGAAACCAGAACUUCAGAGGGAGAUGAAAAAAUGCUGAUAGAUCUGAUGAUUAAAAACAGUAAAAGCAGUUAAAAUUAGUACUAGGGAGAGAAAGCUGGAUUAAUCUUGAAUGCUGAGGAGGAGCUGAAUGAAUGUAACCAAAUGGUGAUGGACUAUUUUGUACUAUGAAGCAGUUUGAUUGUAUUGCUGGAGGAACCAAACCCGCAGGAAGGCGAUACCGGUUUGGCCAAGCCUUUGGUGGAGUCGGUUGCGUUCCGAGACCGGCUUUUGCCUUCGCACGCGUCCCACCCUUAGAUCUUUUGUUAUUCCCCCGAGUUACAAAGCAGGAGUUUGGCACCAAAAAAGCAGAGUAGCGAACAAGGAAGGAGAGUGGGAGAAACACAGUACCAAAGAGAACGGGAUGGUUUUCUGCUCCGAGGAGCCUCUUGCAACCUGGAGCGAGGAACAGAUGCCAAUACCAAACACAGCAAGGAAAACUUCCCCUUCUUUAAAGGGAUUUCUGGCAUUCACUGGGCUGGAAUAAUUGUCCAAAACCCCUUUCUGUAAAGUUCUGUGUAAAGAAAUCCUGCCUUGCUCUAUUAUCCCUACCACGCCAUUCCACCUUGUUUCGAAAUUAAGCUGCGUUGACUAGACGUCUGUGCUACUUUUGCUUAAUGGAAGAUAGGUUAGAUUAAAAUUAAAAAUUAACCAAUUACCAUAAUAAUAUAGCACUAAAAAAGAAAACUGGGAGAGCUUUAAUAGUGCUGUUAGAACUAUUGAAUAGCGGUAAAAUAGGUUUUAUUAAGCUAUUAUACUGAGAAUUACAGAAAAUAGAGAUGCCAGCCAGACAGUUAAUGAUGCGGCUUUUUAUAUAAAGCUUCAUUUAAACUUCUCAUCCUCUUUCCCCCUUCCCAAACACUCUGGUGUGCUGCUAUCGGUCUGUCAGUAAAAAGGCUAAGCUCGGCGAGAGAGGAAUUAGGUGAUGGCUGAAAGAGAACUAGCGAAACGUCCGCUUUGAUCGCGCAGCUUUUCUGUAACCCGGGAGGGAGGUCGCUCCGUUGCAGAACUGCCGGCGAGUAGAGAAAGGAGAGGGGACGGGGAAAUUCAAAGAAACAAACUGGAAAAACGGAGCACGCGCUUGAAAAAUUCCUGCCACGAAUCGGGCAAGCGAGGGCGUAGACCUUGCGCCAGAUUCCGUGCGAGGAUGCGGAUGCUUUGUUUCACAGCUUAAUGACUAAAAAAGCGUAUUUUUUUAAAGGCUCUGCAGCUUUUCCCCUGUCGCUGGAUCAGUUGCUGAACUCUCCUUGAUCUUUAGUGGGAAGAGGAGAACCAGGCUGUCGCCUCUUAAUCAGCCUUUUGCUUCUGCCCGGGCUCCUUUACUACACUCGUAGACUUAAUUUGCAACCUCCUAAUAAAUAGCAGGGUAACGAAGGCCGCGAUGCUGCAGGUUCUGGAGGGCAAAGGUUAGAGAUGGCUCCGACAGAAGGGAAGGAGCCCGUUAAGGAGAGGGUUGGGCUUAUGAAGGACCGGGCUGGUGGUUCCGAGUGGCGCGGAAAAGGCGGCGUGACCGCGUGGAGCUGAGGAGACAGACAUUGUUUGCCUGCGAUGGGUGAGGAUUUGAAGAAAAGCCUCUAGGAUAACUUCAGAGGGAAAAAAAAAAAAAAAAAGAAUAUAGCUUAUUUUUAUAUUAUAUUUAAUAUAUAUUGUAUUUGUAUAUAGAUACGAAAGGAUUCUAAGUAGGAGCUCUCCAUAUGCCUUCCAUUUCACCUAGAAGGUUUACCUUCUGCACUGCGGUUCCAGUGUGUCACCACCUUCUGCGGGCGUCCCGCCUGCUGCCAAACACCAAAACCAGUAACCCGGUAUCCUUACGAGAGAGAGGUUUCGUUUCAGCUUUAGGUGAAAACGAAUAAACUGAAGCUAUAUCAGGCAGGUUUUUUCACAGCAAAAGAAAUUCUCUUAAAUAGCACUUUCUCUUUUUUUUUUUUUUUUUUUUUUUUUUUUUGAGUAAUACCAAGCACUUUACUGAAAAGACUAUUUGAAAAGCAGUUUAUUUCUUUAGUCAGUGAAACUGUUAAAAGCCGGGGAGGGGGGGGGCAUCGAGGAAUAACUUAACAUGCGUAAAACUGUCAAGAGAGACAUUUCUGGAAAAUGUUUCUUGAAUACGGUGAUCCUUCGAGGCUCAAAGUGCAAAGAUUAAAAAGGCUUCUAAAACCGGGGGGGGCUUCGUGUUUUAUGUGGCCAGGGGACGGGAUUAGCGAGGAAGGAUUCCUCGGGUGGAAGGAAGGAAGGAAGGAAAGAGGCUUUUUGAAGUUGCACGGUUGCCUAUGAGAGAGAAUCAUCUGGCGGCUCGUUUGCCUGCUCGGUAAUUCUAAGUGUCCCUUAGGAUUAUAAUUUGCCUGGAAAUGUCGGGAAGGUGUAAAGAUGUGGCCUUUUUCCAAUGUUGGAGUCGAUUCAAGACCCGUUUCUAUUUUGCGAGGUUUCGGCCGGGUAUCGUUACGAGUGUUUUAAAUGUCGGGGCAUCGGGAGGUGCCGAACGUGUCAGAUUCGUAAGUGUCUCUAUUUGAAAUCAUUAUUAAAAUUAGAUGUACAGUCAGAGGGCUGGAAAAUGGUUAUUUUGAUUAAAAGGGAAAAGAGACUAGUUUUAAUAAUUAACCUUUUAUUUUUUUACUUAUCCCUGGUGGAAAAAGUUGAAGAGAGUUAAGUGAAUUUGGAUUUUAAAAGACGUAUUUAAACAAAUCGUAGACAACUGUGAGAGAACGUUUGAAAUUGUCUUGGUCGUCCACGGGACUGGAUCGUUGCUUUUUCACUGUCAUGAUUUUUAACACUACAUUCCGUGUCUUUUUUUGUUUUGUUUUGAUUUGUUUUGUUUUUGGUUUUAAACAGGUGAUUUUAAGCUCUGCUACGCUUCAUGCUCUGUCAUCUGCAUGAAUUUUGCCGGCAUGACGUGCUAUAGUCGAAGAAAUUGUACCGAAAUAAAAUGGGGGGGGGGGGGCGGGGGGGUGAAAAACACAAAACAAAACACUGUGUCUCAACAAAAUACUGUAUGGCCUCAUACAGAGCCCCCAGCUGAGACUGCGAGAUGCUGCAUUAAUAGACAAUCAAUGGGUAAUUAUUUAUGAAACCCUUCUGGGAACGGUCUUAAAGAUGUCACUGCUUUGAAAGCGGUCGGUCGGCGAGUCGUUUUUGUUUUUUUUUUUUUUUUUUAAA
Messenger RNA from Chroicocephalus ridibundus (black-headed gull), 8032 nucleotides. RefSeq names its product clock circadian regulator (gene CLOCK). Gene Ontology annotation, molecular function: protein dimerization activity; E-box binding; DNA-binding transcription factor activity, RNA polymerase II-specific. The coding region runs from base 528 to 3077 and encodes 849 amino acids. Gene Ontology annotation, biological process: regulation of transcription by RNA polymerase II; circadian regulation of gene expression. Gene Ontology annotation, cellular component: CLOCK-BMAL transcription complex; nucleus; cytoplasm. NCBI's taxonomy places the organism in Eukaryota, Metazoa, Chordata, Aves, Charadriiformes, Laridae. The record is from RefSeq and is a predicted model, not a curated record. The transcript has 25 exons.